Messenger RNA from Closterium sp. NIES-67, 525 nucleotides. The record is from the annotation of a GenBank genome assembly. NCBI's taxonomy places the organism in Eukaryota, Viridiplantae, Streptophyta, Zygnematophyceae, Desmidiales, Closteriaceae.
CGAGAUUCAAACCACAGCUUGGUAAGGAUGGUAGACUGAAUUGACAGGAGCGAAGCCCUUCUUGAUCGUGACUUCCAUGCAUUUGCUAAUAAGAAACUCGCUUGAUGGCAGCUUGUACGUCCUCGAAGUGGAAUCCCCAAAGGAAGCUGUAGCAUCCGUGAUGUCUACUAUACAAAAGUCCACAGGCAUACCUAUCUCGCAGCAGAUGCUGCUGCAUGAGGGCCGUUGGAUGCGACCGUUUGACCUGUCACGACCCUGGAAUGAAGUUUCUCCCCUGAAGAAUGCUGACAGGCUUCUAUCAGAUUACAAUGUCGGACCUGGCGCUGUUAUUGUGCUGGCCUUCCUUGACAUGAAGGAUUGGAGGGCGAGGCAAGAGAGAAAGCUUGCAGCAUAGCAUUGAUGGCGAGGGUUGUGGUGGUAUAGAUAUUCCCCAUGGUAGGGUGGCUUGGUUAUGUUCCAUGUACUUAGGUACGAUGCUGUUCGUUACUACCCCAGGUUGUAUGAAACUCUCUUUGUUGCUCUUAU